AUGGUUGCUCUCCGAUUCCUCCUCGUACUCCUUCCCCUCGCGGCAGCCACGCCGUCCUCGGACUUUGCCGCCAACCCUCUCGUCCGCCGACACUGCUUGGAACCCAAGAAUUGCGGCGCCACCAUCCAAGGAACCACGUGCAAUUUCUGUUGCGCAAAGGAUGUGAAGCCCGACAGCACGCAUUGCAAGUCGACCAAUGCGGCGUGCCAGGCUGAUGGAAAGCCUGACGGUGUGGCUUUCAACUGUGAUGCCGAUUAA
Molecule: messenger RNA, 258 nt
Organism: Colletotrichum orchidophilum
Lineage: Eukaryota; Fungi; Ascomycota; Sordariomycetes; Glomerellales; Glomerellaceae
Exons: 1
Coding region: 1-258 (85 amino acids)
Source: RefSeq, a predicted model, not a curated record